Messenger RNA from Durusdinium trenchii, 3525 nucleotides. NCBI's taxonomy places the organism in Eukaryota, Dinophyceae, Suessiales, Symbiodiniaceae. The record is from the annotation of a GenBank genome assembly.
AUGGCGCCCGAGCAGGACAGUGAAAUACAAUGGACUACGCUUUGGGACCCACACUUGAAUCCCCAUACAUCCGGAAGGCUCCGCCUGGAUGUCGCACAGAAAAGCCUCACUGGAGGACGGGUUCUGGUGGUUGGCCGCGUGGAAGUCCGUAGUUGCAGAUUCUAUACGAAAGAAAUCUUUGUCCUGAAUUUCAAGCCUUUUGAAUCCAACUCUCUCUGGGUUACAACCAGAGAGGAUUCCAAUUGCCGGAAGGUUUUUGCAAUGCAAGCCGAUCACUGGGAGAAUAACAUUUUUCUCGCUGGAAGGGGCACAUUGUCGAAGUGGUCGAGUCUUGUUCUCAUGCAUGUCGAUGCUAACGGAGAAAUGACACAGAUGACAUUAAAUGGAACCACGAAAGCAGACAUCGUCAUGAGACUGACCGGGUCAGAUGCUUUGGUCGCCGGUACUGCUGAUGAAGGUCCAACAGCCGGCCUAUAUGUCCAGAGGGUGAAAGAAAGACCAGGAUGGCAUUCGGAGUGGCAGGGCAUCGCCCAAUGGGCGUUGUUUAACCAAGGCAAUUUGUGGAAGGUAUGCGCCAUGCACAUUGAUGAUGGCGGCAACAGCAUUCUGUAUGGUCUUCUCCAUUCGCAUCACGAAUAUGAUUCCAGAUACUUGGACCAAAUUCUCCUUGCGAGCUUUGAUUCUUCUGGCCGUUCUCGCUGGAGUGCAAAAGAAAGGCCAGGGGUGGGGCAGGUCCUCCAAUGCGGUGCAAUGCAAGUUUUUCAAGGUAAGGCCUUCAUUGCUGGAGAGUUUGUUCGAUCGGGAUCGGUUCCUCCAAGAGAAGACAUUUUCCUGAUGCAUUUCGGAAAUUCAACCAUGCUAUGGGUGCAGAGAGAGGGUGGCGACAAUUUACAGCACCAUUUCAAAGCGAUGCAUGUGGAUGCUGUCGGCCAAGCCUUGGUGGCAGGCACACAGACACGGAGUGCCACCCUUGCUGCUCCCAGUCAAGCAGGUAUUUUUCUUAUGAAAUUUUCCAACCAUGGUGAUUUGAUAUGGAAAGAGUACCAGGAGACGCAGACGUCUCAAACCAUGACUGCCAUGUGGAUUCACAAUGCUACUGACAUUGCUUUGGCUGGCUUUGCAUUACAGAACUUGUCCAAGACAGCACAUUUGCGCGUGCUACAGGCCCAGGGCGGUGCGGCGUGCUACACUGACAGAAGAUUGGAGUACGACCAUUUCUUACCUGUUCUAUUUCUCUUCAGGGAGAAGUCUCGUGGGUGGGCACAGUGGCAGGGGAAGAGCGUUGGACCCAUCAGGGAUGUUCGUACGCAAGAGGAUUCGAAUGGAAAGUUCAGCUUGGUUGGUAUUACACCUGAUGCGACUGUCUCUAUCCUGAGUUUUGACGCUGCCAAAGCAGCAGCGAGCAUCACAAGUACAUCGACAAACACGCACAUUGCAACAUUUGCGCUGAUGAUCGGUCUGGCAGCAGGUGCCCUCAUGCUCUUCGUGAUUGUGAUCUCAGUGUGGUUUCGCUGCAAGCCGAAAGGAGGCGGCUGCAUGGUAAACGUUUUUACCAGGGUAGGUCAAGAGGAUGAAAUCAAGGGCCACGACACAGACUCAGAACCAGAGUCACGCACGUCUGACUCCGAGACUGGACAGGCUUCAUCAUCAUCAGAUUCUGACAACAACAGAGGAAGUGACAUUCCCUUUUGGAGAAGGGCUUGGGACGCAAUUUCUUCAUCGGUCCGCAAGUCAGCUACAGGUACUGGUAGCUCGAUUCCGAUGGGUUUGCAGAUCAGCAGGGCUUGCGAUGAAAUUUGCAAACAGGGCUGCGAACAGAAUAACGGCCCUCAAAAUAUGCUGUUGCAAGAUUGGUGUGCCAAGGCAAGGUCAGAAAAUGCCGACCCAGUACUGAAACAGAGUGUUUUUGGACUCAUGACUGCAACCGAGAUUGCCACAUUCCUCAUGGCAGCUGAGAAUAGACUGUGGCGUCAGAUCAUAGAUAAGACUGAGGAUUUUUUUUAUCUGCUGGAUCGGACGCCUUCUCCAGAGUUGGGGGCUCAUGAAAUGGUUGGUCCAGCCAUGAAUGAGAGAGUCAGGAAUUUGAAGCCAUGUGUCAUGGACCAAACAGUUCGUGAGCCUGCGACGAACACACCUUUUGGACACACAGGGUACAUGAAGUAUUUGACGCUCAAGAUCGUUCAAAGGAUGGGGUUCAAAGACAUCGCGAUUAGUGGCCAAUACUAUGGCGAUUCCUACACACCAGAGACCCAGAUCUUGGAGGAAAUGGAGGCGAGGAAAGAAAAAAUGACAGGUAUGAUCGUGAUGUUUGCUCCGAACAAAGAAGAUCGCAAGGCUGGUGUGGAAAGCAUCAAGCGCUUCAACGUGCCCAAUGCGUUUUUGGACCUCACCUUCAAGGCGAGUGUUCGCUUUGCCGAGGCCAACUUUGUGCAGUCAGUUCUAGAAGCGGUCGAAGAAUUGGAUGAAGUUUUUAACAAGAUGAAGUUGCCUCGGGAUCCUUGGCGCCCUGACCCUGAAGUCAACACAAAAGGUGGACAAGGUGAAAUCUCAUUGAACUUGGUAGACAUCAUGGAAUUUCUUGAUCUAAAGCCCAAUGGGGAGAUGAUCGCUGGCCACAAGCAGCGAAUGGAGGAAGCCUUUUCAACCUGGAAGAGAAGUGAAGUUUUUCGGCGCCGGGUAGUGGCAAUUCUAUUUGAAGAAGGGCGUGGCUUGGCAGGCUAUCAAGACUAUGGGCUUGUGACCAAGUUCCUGCGCGAGCAUUUCCCUGAAAAGGAGAAAUACCGCAUCCUGGUUCAUGCCCACGCUGGCAGUCAAAACCAAGAUGUUGCAAGUGUGGAGGCUGUGCAGAGAGGUGCGAAUGGUGUUUGGGCAGCCCUAAUUCCACAAGCUGCUCAGCUAGGCCACAACUCGUCAAUGGUGUUCCUUGACAACAUGCUUAGUUUGGGCAACCGUCAUGUGAUGGUAGAUUUCUGGUUGCAUCAAGCGCGUGAGUGCGCACGCCAUUGCUACUAUCUCAACUUCAACACCUACCGUAUCCCGGAUGACUGUCCAAUCUGGGGUCGUAGGGGUGAUCAACUCACCCACACGGCAUUUAGACGUCAUGAAGGUGGAGAUGAUUGGCGGAAAAGGCGAAACAACUAUUAUGAUGUCUGGGAACAUGAUCAGAGGAAGCAACUCCAGCCCAGAUCAGAUAUUCAAGGAGAAGUGGAGGUUGAGAGGUUGAAUCGUUCUGAAGCUGGCCCUAACAACUUUCGGAUCUCUCCACUUGUGUCAGACAAAGAGACAUGGAGGCAACGGAUUGCUGAACUCAAGGUACUCAGACCGCAAGAACGGGUGGGGGAUUGGGUAGAUGAUAUCAGGGCCCUGGGCUUUGCUCUGAUGAAUGCAAACAUCCGUGCAAACUUGAACGAGAAGGCGACCUUGCAAAGCCUUGCACAAAUUGCCCGCCGAAACCGCGACGAGUCAAUUCCAUGUAGGCAGAUCAAUCCAUAUUUGAAGACAAAUCAUCAAGGAAUUGGCGAAUGA